Fusarium venenatum is the source of this 1974-nucleotide messenger RNA. Lineage: Eukaryota; Fungi; Ascomycota; Sordariomycetes; Hypocreales; Nectriaceae. The record is from RefSeq and is a predicted model, not a curated record.
AUGGCGCCGAAUCGCGGCGAAGACGAUGUAGAGCGUCUAUCAAGGACCACCAACGAAUAUCCUUCUAGUUCAAUGAUCGAACAUGCACGGCGUCCCUCAGAAGCUUACGUUAACCUGCAUGCAAACGUUGAAGCCAAAAUCAAGAAUCCUCUCUGGGGACUUCCUCGAGCAAGACUCUUAGCCGAUGUGGACGACUUCUGCCGCAAAAAAGAUCUCGACCAUUAUCGCCCUCUCAUCCGCAAGGGUGCUCUUGUCGCUCAGGACCCCACUGGCUAUGAGGAUAUUGAAGGAGACGAAAAGCUCAACGAUGAGGAGAUCCAAGCCCUCAGGGACGAAAUCCUUCACAAGUGGCGAGUUCCCUUUGUCCUCUACUUGACCGUUGCAACGUGCUCUAUCGGCGCCGCUGUGCAAGGCUGGGAUCAGACAGGCUCAAAUGGUGCCAACCUCGAGUUUCCUUAUGCUUUCGGCAUUGGUGGUGAUAGUAUACACGACAAAUUACUUGUUGGUCUUGUCAACUCGGCGCCUUAUAUAGGGACAGCUCUCUUUGGUUGCUGGCUCUCAGAUCCUCUCAAUGCGCAUUUUGGCCGCCGCGGCACAAUAUUCUUUUCAGCAAAUUUCUGUCUUUGGCCUGUCAUUGGAAGUGCUUUUUGCAAUAACUGGAGGCAGCUUUUUGCGUGCCGUAUACUUCUUGGUAUCGGCAUGGGUACCAAGGCUUCAACAGGCAAGUCCUCUUUCAUCUAUACAGCCCGCACGAACUCUCCUGCCCCGAUUCGAGGUGCUUUUGUAAUGAGCUGGCAAAUGUGGACGGCUUUUGGUAUCUUUCUCGGAACCUGUGCAAAUGUCGCUGUGACGAAAAUCGGCCACAAUGCAUGGAGAUACCAAUUAGGCUCAGCUUUUAUUCCAGCCGUGCCUUUGAUGUUUUUGAUUUACUUUUGUCCAGAAUCACCCCGUUGGUACAUGAAAAAGAACCGCUACGGCGAUGCGAUAAAGUCCCUGUUACGACUUCGAAACCACCCGGUACAGGCCGCCCGCGACCUAUACUAUAUCCAUGCACAACUCGAAGUCGAGCUCGAGUUCAUCGGCCAGGGAAACUAUGCGAAACGUUUCAUCGAACUGUUCACAAUACCCCGUGUGCGACGAGCCACUUUGGCGUCAUUUGUGGUUAUGAUUGCUCAGCAGAUGUGUGGUAUCAACAUUAUUGCCUUUUAUUCGACAAGCGUUUUUCGAGAUGCUGGAGCCACCGAUAACCAGGCUCUACUGGCAUCGAUGGGUUUUGGUCUGGUCAAUUUUGUCUUUGCAUGGCCUGCAAUAUGGACAAUAGAUACCUUUGGUCGACGAUCUCUGCUGCUCUUUACGUUUCCUCAGAUGGCAUGGACAUUGCUUGCGGCAGGCCUAUGUACGUUAAUUCCGGGCACCGGCGGACUCCACAUGGCACUAGUGGCUCUCUUCGUUUAUCUCUUCGCAGCCUUUUACUCACCCGGAGAGGGACCUGUGCCCUUUACCUAUUCCGCCGAGGUGUUUCCCUUAUCGCAUCGCGAAGUGGGUAUGUCAUGGGCUGUAGCAACAUGUCUGUUCUGGGCAGCGGUUCUGUCCAUCACCUUCCCAUUGAUAUUAGCGAGGUUACACGCCAUCGGUGCCUUUGCGAUGUACGCGGGCUUCAACAUCGUUGCUCUGGUUAUGAUAUUCUUGUUCCUGCCGGAGACGAAGCAACGUACGCUAGAGGAACUGGAUUACAUCUUUGCAGUACCUACCCGCGUGUUUGUGAGAUACCAAGUUACCAAAGUCCUUCCCUGGUGGAUCAAAAGAUGGAUCUUGUUCCAGCGGGAAGCCAGGUUGGAUCCGUUAUAUCAGUUUGACACAGUUGGCGAGCCGGAAGACAGCCACGGCAGCGACUACGGGUAUGAGAACGACAAAGCGAAAGUCGAGCUGAAGGAUACCAUUGGACUCACGUCAGGGGUUCAGACGACAAGAUGA